Telopea speciosissima is the source of this 586-nucleotide messenger RNA. RefSeq lists its product as uncharacterized. The record is from RefSeq and is a predicted model, not a curated record. The transcript has a single exon. NCBI's taxonomy places the organism in Eukaryota, Viridiplantae, Streptophyta, Magnoliopsida, Proteales, Proteaceae. Bases 8 to 424 code for a protein of 138 amino acids.
UGAACAAAUGCAGAACUUGAGAGAUAAGGUAAUGGCAAGCAAAGCAGGAAAAUCCGCAGUGAAAACGAUUGGGGAGUAUCAGUACCCAUGGCGGGAAAAGUUAGCAAAGUACAAAGAUGAGCUCUCAAAAGGGGUUUGGGGGCAUUGGCACUUAGGGGCAUGGAAGCCACUUGGCAUUAGUGCCCGCCAUCGGGCACGCCUUCGCAAGGAAGUCCUCCUUGCAGGUGAGGAGGAUUGGCCAUAUGAUCCAGAAAGGAAAGAGAUGAGGACCAAGAGGAAAGGGCACAAGUGCGACAGAAUAUCUGCAGCGAAAAGGGCAAAUACUGCUGAAUUGAUGAAGAAAAUGCCGGAAAUGUUACUGGAUUACAAGAAGCGCAGGUGGGAGAAGAAGAUGAAAGAGGAGGAUGCAAAAGAGUCAGACUGACUAAGAAAUCUCUCUCUCUUGCUGGUUUGCUUGCUUUUACUCUUUUUUGUUCAACUUUCAGUUGUCACAGGUUUCCUAUAUAGAUGAAAGUGAAAAAAAUACUUGCUGUGGGAUGUUACUUGACAUAUUAAGUAAUUUGAAGUAUCAUGGAAUAAUUGAAGC